Molecule: messenger RNA, 2894 nt
Organism: Rana temporaria (common frog)
Lineage: Eukaryota; Metazoa; Chordata; Amphibia; Anura; Ranidae
Product: NACHT, LRR and PYD domains-containing protein 12-like
Exons: 9
Coding region: 36-2690 (884 amino acids)
Cellular component (GO): cytoplasm
Molecular function (GO): protein binding
Source: RefSeq, a predicted model, not a curated record
CAGUGAUCAACUCAACAUCAUAUUGAUCAGGGAAGAUGGACCAAACAUCUGGAGAACAAGUUGAAGGUGACCUUCAGAAGUUCCGUCAGAAGCUGUCCAAAUAUGAAAUGCAUGAGCUGCGGAUGAUGUAUGAAUAUUUCAGAGAUGAUCUUGUCUACAUUGCCCAGGUCUUGGACACUCAGAGCUUCUUGGCCGAGCUGAAAUCACGAACUGAUUUAAAUGCAGAGCACUACGAGUCGAUGAAAAGAGACCUCGGAGCCUCGGAAUUUUCCGAGCGAUUGGUACAGGAUGUUCUUGAAAAAGGAAGAGAAGCUGUGAUUGGAUUUUUGGAAUGUCUCCAUUCCCUGCAGACCAAUCACCCCAAUCACAAUUUACUAGCGGUUAUUGGUGAAAUCCAGCAGGUCGAAGUUCAGGCAAUGAAGGAUCAAAUAUUACUGGAUGAAUUUGGAUGCUCAUUGUCUCCAGAAAUAAAAGAAAUCCAAGGAACGCACAAGCAAUAUCUGCUGGAGAGGACCCAUUCAUUAGUGGAAUGUAAUCCACCCGGAUCUACCCUGGAGAGUCAAAGUUUUCUCAUUUCAGAACGUUAUGUGAAUCUGGUUGUCGUGUCCACAGAGAAUUUUAGACGUCGUACUCAGCAUGAGCUGAUAGAGAUUGGGGAAAAACAUGAAAGCUACUUGUGUAAGACUCAAAGAGGAUUGGAACGAGUUUCCCCCAAAAGGCUCUUCCGCUGGAGCCAUCAAAUAAAGCGCGUGCCGAAUUUUAUAAUGAUAAGCGGUGUACCAGGAGUAGGGAAGACCACCCUCAUGCAGAAGUUUGUCUGGGAUUGGGUGAACGGAAAGCUCUAUCAGAGAUUUGCUUUUGUUUUCUUCUUCAAAUUCCGGGAGCUCAACCGACUGGGAGAAGUCAGCUUGGAGGAGAUGAUCCUUCAGCAGUAUCCCUAUCUAAGUUCUCAGCUUGAAAAUAUCUUGAAGGUCCCAGAGCAGCUUUUAUUCAUCUUUGAUGGCUUAGAUGAAAGUCGCCACCAAAUGAAUUUUGCAUCCAGUCCUCGGUACACCAACGCAAAGCAGAAACAAGACCUUGGUGUGGUUUUGGUUAACUUGUUGAGGCAAUCUCUUCUCAAGGGUUGUUCUGUGCUAAUGACCAGUAGACCAGCCAAACUGGCCUUCAUUGGUGCUGACAUUUUUCAAUUUGUUUGUGAGAUCAUGGGAUUUUUUCACGAAGAAAGAAAGCUAUACUUCGUCCAGUUUUUUGGAAACAGAGAUCUGUCUGACAAGGCUUUUAAGCAUGUGAAGGACAAUGAAGCACUGUACACUUUCUGUUACAACCCUUCAUUUUGCUGGAUCAUCUGUACGGUGUUGUCGAUGAGCUUCAAAGUCCAACCAGAACAGAACCCAGCGGCAUUCUUGCCCAAAACUGUGACACAGCUCUUUGUAGCAUUUAUCUGCAACAUUCUGUCCAAUCACACCCAGGAGAGAGACUAUGCCAGGAACCCGCUGAUGCCUCUCGGAUGGCUGGCAGAAUAUGGGGUAAUGAACCAGAUCAUUGUGUUCGAGCGACAAGAUUUGGAAUCGUUCAACGUGAAGACGUCUUCACACCUCUACACAAGUUUUAUGGUGGAAUCCACUCAGUCUUCCUAUGUUAAUUUUUCAUUUUUACACCUUACUGUUCAGGAGUUCAUGGCUGCUUUAGUCCAUUACAUUGACUAUGACCCUGAAAAAUUACAAAAAUCCCUUAACAAAGCCAAAUUGUUUGAAGAUGGGCGUGCAGAAAUAUUUCUUCGUUUUCUCUUUGGCCUAUCUGAUGGUUCCACCAGGGCUCUUCUCAAGACCUUCUUGAAUUUUUCCACAGAAGCUUUCAAAAAUGCAAUUACAUGGCUCCAUCAGAAGUCUCCGCUAGUCAAGAAGCUUGCAAAGGAUGCUUGUGAGAGGAGGGAGACUUUAAAUAUUUUCAACUGUCUCUUUGAAUCACGAAACAAAGCACUAGUUUUAGAGAUUCUUGGUCAAAACAUGACAUUUGACUUUUCGAGGUUUAACCUGACCCCCCUUGACUGCACAGUGUUGGCUUUUAUUUUGGUAUCAUGCAAAGAGACUGAAUGCCUUGAUCUAGAGAAAUGUUAUCUUGAAACGGAAUGCUGGGAGAGACUUUCACCGGGUCUUCAUGCUGUCCAGACACUUCGACUAAUGUCCAAUGAAAUGAAGGAUGAAGAUAUCCCUUCCAUAGCUUCUGCAUUAGAACAACCUGACUGCAAGAUUCAGAAUCUGAGUUUGAGCAUUAAUUCGCUGACACACACUGCCUGUAAACACUUGGCAUGUAAAAUGACAAAUAACCAGUCCUUGAAGACACUCAACUUGACCUACAACAAUCUGAAUGGACCUCACUUCCAGGACUUGAUGGUGGCUCUGUCCAGGCCGACAUGCAAAAUAGAAACACUUCUGCUCUAUCACACUCAUCUAACGCACGAAGAUUCCCAGUUCUUGGAGCUACUGAGCAGCAACCCAAGCCUCACCUUACUAAGCAUAAGCUUCAACAACAUCACUGAUGCUGGUUCAAAACACAUCAUCACCCUUAUAGAGAAUUCCUCCAGUCUAAUAGAUGUCAGACUUCGGGCGAAUGGCUUUUCCCAAGAAGUAAGAAAAAGCUUUCAAGGCCUAAAGAACAAAGCAGAUCUGAAUGUUGAAGUAGGAGUGUAAAAAACACACACUUAAAGCGUACAUGGACCUCAGAGGACAGCAGUUUUGAAGAAAAACGUAUUAAUCAUAAGUCCUGUAUUGGUAGUCUGCUAAAAAAGAAGAGUUUUCCCACCAUGGUGCCAGCAUGUGUUUCUAUUUACUAUCAUGGGCGUCCGCUGAACUUUUUUCAGGUGGGGGGGCAUAUAAGACCCCUUUCACACUGAG